AUGGCUAUGACACUGUUUGGGGAUCUCGGGCUGUCGCAAAGCCAUGAGGCCAUUUUUGGGGUGGCCUUGUACGCGGGCCAGCGCAGCUUCAGUCCACCCAGUCUGGCGGAACUGCGGCAGCUGGUGUUGCUGGCAGGUGCCAUCGCUUUUCUUCGAAUUCCUUGCCUUCCUCGAGAGCAACGCUUCCUGAAUGCUCUCAGGGGGUUGCUUGCUUUGGCCGUUGCGCCACUCUAUUUGCUGAUGAUGCGCUAUCAAAUGCUGUUCUUCCCGCACAUGGCGUUGUUGGGUGCCUCGUUGGUGACCGUCCUGCCGAAGUCCCUUCGUUUGGCCACGGUGCCACGGUCCGCCGAGAUUUCUGGGGUUGGCAAUGGUUAUGAGCCCAACCUUGGGUCUCUGACCAUGUCGUUGUCGACGCUGCGGCGGAGAGAAAAUUCGAGGGCCAGAGAGCUGACGCCUGAUGGACGAGCACCAGGUGAAGAUCAGGCUCAAGGCGCUCGGGCUCCUGGCCGUGGUGCCGGAGAGGGCAGAAGGUUGGAGAUCGGGGUCGCUGACAGGAGAUUGGAAGUCCUGUUGGAGGAGGAAAGGACUAGAGCGGCUUCGGUGCCAGUGGCUGGUGUCCGCCGACUCCGGUUGGAGGAUGGGCGAGACCAAACCCGGGCCUUGGAUGAUGGAGGCCGGGAGGCUGCUGGUCGUGGGGCGCAAGGUGGACCCAUCGGAACCUUGGAGGACGGAGCCAGAGCCAUGGGGCUUGGCCAGCGUCAAGGCGGACCGAUGGAGGCCUUGGAUGAUCCCAGAGCCAGAGCCAUGGGGCUUGGCCAACUUCAAGAUGCGGUCCGGCAGUCCUAUGAAGUUCUUCAACAAGCUUUGGGACGGACACAGCCGGGACCAGGGCUACUAGAUCCCCUUCUUCAAGGCAAUGAUCAAGGUGUUCAAAGGGGUGGUGUUCUCGACGACAGAGGGGAACGAUCGCUCUUGCAAAGUACUCCAGCUCGAGUUCAGGCGGGCCAUAGACCUGAAGUUGGACGUUCAGGAGGCUGUGAAAGCGCUGAUGGACUUCGUGCCGGAGGUCAAGUUGGGGGCAGAACUGACAUAGCCCCAAGAGUUUUGGAUCCAUACGGGACGCCUGGACAGAACCAAGGUCAACAGGUGAAUCCUUUUUGGAGUGACGCAGUUCGCAGGGGUGCCAUGGAACGCGCUCCUGGAGCUGGAGAUCAACGUGGUUCGCCGGCCGGACAGGUUGGUGUGAGUGGCUUGACUUCUGGACGUGAUAAGAAUCCAGUGGAAAGCCCCAAGGAUGAAGUUGAACGUUUGCGUGCUCGGAUCCUGCGGGAGGCUGAAGAGGCCUUUGGCAGGGAGGUGAAGAAGCUUGGAAUCUAUGAAAAGGGCGAUGGUGACUCCUAUCACACGGCAACGAGUGCGGGUGGUGGUGGAGGUCAGUCGCAGGUUCCUCGGCAGCCUCAAGCUGAUGGUCCAUCUUUGGAACCUCCUCCGGGAUUGAAUCAUGUGAAGAUAUCUGAUGGAGCAGGAGCUGAACGAAGUGCUCUCCUGAAGCUAUGGAGACGAUGGAUUUCCCGUGCAGAGGAGCUUCGUCUGACGAUACCAGAUUCCCUGGUACUCAUGCAGGCCCUCAAUAAGGUCUCUGAGGCGCUGAGCCGCAUGGGUGGGAACCAAGUGACGUAUCGGAUCUCAGCCGUUCGUCAGGAGCUGCAGGUCGACCAAAGACCGGGGUUGUCGGAGGUCAAGGAGUUUGCCGAAUUCCUCCAAGCGGAAGGUGAGGAGCUGGCAUUGAUGGCAUCGGCCUCGACCAAGGGUGUCGGAGUGGCCGCAACUUCGAGUGGCGGUGCCGGGGGCACGUCGCUCAAGGCAGUGGCGAUGUCUAGGGGGGCCAAUGGAGGGCAGGACGAGAAGUCAAGGGGUCCUUGCCGCUUUUGGGGCACCUCAAACGGCUGCCGACGUGGAGAUACUUGUAGUUAUACCCAUUUGUGGGAUGGUGUCGAGAAGAAGGAUCGAUGCUAUGUCUGCUCUGGUGUGGGACAUUUCUCCAAGGAUUGUCCAACCAAGAAAGCCAGGAAUACAAAGCAGCCAAGGGUGGCCAAGGUGAAGGGUGCUGAGAAGGAAAAAGACUCACUGGCCAAGGGAGAGCAGCUGAAGGCCGAGGAGCAGAGGCCGACUUCGGUCAGUGGGAGCCCAGCCAGGCCGAAGGUCGAGGAUCCGAUUCCCAAUGGGGAUGGAGGAGAAGCUGGCAGUCAAGAGCUGCAACCGCUGCAGGUUCAUCAAGCAUGGGCGGCGGUGGGCGCAGCGGAACUGGCGCGGGACUACGUGCUCAAGUCCCGGCACUUGGGCGUGGAGGAUCUGCUGCGGCACGGAGGCUUGUCCCGUGCCAAGCAGAAAUCGAAGACGCAUGCCAGGGCAUUGGCGUACCAUUUGGCAGCUUCAGUGCCUGAUGGGCCAUCGGGGGAUGCGGACGACUCCUGCCUUCCUGUUUUGCUGAGCUGGCAAGUUCUGAACAGCCCAACUUCGGCACAGAGAUCAACCUAUGAAAGUCGCUGCAUGCAAGCGCACCGGGAUGCUCCACACCUUUGUCCCAUCGCUCGUAGCAGCGGCGAAAGUCAUACCAAGAUUUUGGCAGCUGGCUCUGCUGUUCUCUUGCAAGAGCAAAGGGAGUGGCUGUUGGGCAAGAAUGCCAAGAGUGUUCGAAGCAUUGGCUUAGCUGAGGAUGGACGGGGCUCGUAUGAGCUCAUAAAGGCUCGGAUUGUGAUGCACGACUUCUCUGUUCGGACGAUUUUGAUCGAUCUGGCGCGCACCAAUGGCAAGAAGACAGCGUUGGACAAGUGCGCCAUGCUGGAGCAGAGCCUGGCACGUUUUGCUGGCGGUGACGAAGUGUUGAAGGUGAUCAAAGACAAGACCCAGGUCUUUGUCAGUGAUGGUGAAGGCGCUGAACCAUUGGGCGCUCGAUUUGCAAAGGAGAAAGGAACACUACCCUCUUUGAGGGCCGUUGUGAGAUGUGGCGUGCAUUCGGCGACCCGGGCCCUGGAGAAUAGUUUAGCCCAAGACCCCCGGAUUAACCAGUUGAUUGGCUUGCUGGUCAACAACUAUUCCAGUGGGGAUGGUAGCAAUGCUGGAGGCCUCGCCCGUGCAAUCCGAAACAGCCCGAAGCUGCAAGGGCAAUUGUCUGAUGUGAUGGGGAAACUCGUGAGUUGGGGAUUUGCACCUCAGAGAUUCGGAACGCUGUGUGACUGCGCAACAGCGAUCAUUCUCAAUGUCAAGCACCUUUUUGCUUUGCUCAUCAACAUGGAGUCAUCUUCAUGGUCGCAGAAGAUCCUCGAGGCCUUCAAGCCGAAGAGCCUAUUGCUUUUGGCUUUAACAGCCGAGCUGUCGGCCGCUGCCAUGCGCUUUGUGCGGCAGCUCGACAAGGGGGAGGAAUUUCCCAUAGCUCAAACAGGCCGUGCAGUGCAGCAGCUGGAAAAGGAGUUGGGCGACCUUUUCAAUUUCCAGAACAGCACGGACCCUGAUGGCUCUAUCCGCCAACCGCUGGUUCUCAAUGAGGAUUUUACUUCGGGUUUUGUGCAAAUCUUGAUCAAGAUGUUCGUGCGAUCUGCGAUCAGGUUUGACUUGCUUAGCACAGAGGCAAUCCACGAUGGAAAGAGAUUGCUGUGGUACAAAGCGGGAUGUGGCACAUCCGCUGGCCUCCGCAAGACGAUCGCCAAAGAGCUGGCUUCCAUUCAAAACGUGUGCCGCUUGUUCUUGCAGGCAGUGAGGGCUGAUACGGACACGCACAUCAGUGCAUCUCUCGGACCCUUUGAUGUGCGCUGGUGGAAGGCUAUCAAGUCUGAUGCCUCAUUGCCGGAGGUCUUCGAGCCUCUUUGUGGUGCUUUGGGCUUGCAGGCAAAAACUUUGGCGUCCGAAUACCUGAUUGCCCGGAAAGUUGCGGAUAUCCUUUGGGAGAACUUUGGCUUUCGGGGUCGGGGGUCCGAAGCAUUGAUGUGCUUUGGGGCCGGGUGUGCCAACACUGGAAUUCCAAGCUACCUGUUCUGUGUGCCGCAGAACAUGAUGAAGUGUCGCUUGGAUGGGCCAUCUCCUAGCGAUGUGGCGCAGCACAAGUGCGGUGUGGCUGGCGUGCAAGUGAUCCCCACACCUUUCUGUUGGAAAGUUCAAAAGGAAUACGCCGCCAUGUUCGCCUCUGUCAAGCAGAAAGGGUGCAAGACUUCAGAGCUUCCUCGGAGGGUCCUUCCUCGACCGCAGGAUGACAAACCUACCAUGGCCAAUCUGAAACGGAAAAGAGCGGAGCAGAUGACUGAGCUGUGCGACCAACAACCCACGACUUCUUCAAGCGACCCGGAUACCUAUGCUGAGUUGAGAGAUUUGCAGGAGACGGUCGUGAAGCACGCCCGCAAAAGGGCCACCGCAGAGCAAGAAAGCUUUGCCAAGAGGUUGACCAAGUACGCAGCGAAGCAGCAACAGAAAGUCCUUCAAGAUGGGCUAGUGGCAAACCCAGAUGCGGCGCGUAAGUUAAGGGAUCACAUGGCCGCUGCUGAGCAGUCGAAACUACGCAGCCUGGAGACAAGAUCCUUGGCGCUUGCCCUUGAACAACCUCCUUUGUCAUUUGGAACCUUGAUCAUUGCCACGACCUCGAAGCACCAAGAUGAGUUCAAUGCCCUUGGGGCUGACUUUCGGGUUUGGCCUAGACAUGGGCCGGAUUGCAGCAAACUGUGCGGUGAAGUACUACGAUCCUCUUUAAAGGCUGUUUGGCUCUGCUCUUCGGAGGAGGAAGAGAUGGGUAUGAUUUUCCACCCGGGAGAUGCUACCACGUUCACCGCCAGUGCGGUGCUGGUUGGAGGAUAUGUGCAUUUCCACGAGAGCCUCAAUGCAGAAGCUGCUGCGCCAUCUGCAGCUGCAAAAGCGCUCUCAAUAGCAGUGUCUGCUGCCAAGCCUGAUCUAGGUGGCUUUGCUUGGAACAUUUUGGCAAAAUGGAAGGACAUGAGGCACAAGACUGGGAACAUUGUGGCCAGCAAGGAGUUUGUGGAGCAGAACCGAAAAGAAAUCCAGAAGCACAUGGGCGUAGUGGCUACUGCUUCCAAGUUGGUGGCCGAAUGCGUUCAGUGGCAUUAG
Cladocopium goreaui is the source of this 5109-nucleotide messenger RNA. Lineage: Eukaryota; Dinophyceae; Suessiales; Symbiodiniaceae. The record is from the annotation of a GenBank genome assembly.